Molecule: messenger RNA, 1179 nt
Organism: Peniophora sp. CBMAI 1063
Lineage: Eukaryota; Fungi; Basidiomycota; Agaricomycetes; Russulales; Peniophoraceae
Source: the annotation of a GenBank genome assembly
AUGGAACUCUAUAGCCGUGCAAUAGCUCGUGUCGAUACCGCUCUUCGGGCGUUGAAGGACGCUCCGGAGUCCUCCCAAGUGGAAUACGCGAAAAUAUUUAUAGCCGAGCUCUGGGAUGCGCGUACUGUGCGGAGGGAGCAUAAGAUCCCUCGUUCACCUUUCAUGCUUGCGCUGGCGCAGAUGGUAGCCCGCUGCAAACCGGCUCCGGGUGCCGACUCUGAUCUAGACGUUGAGGCUUUCGUGACUGAGAUGAGGGACUUCGAUGUUUCUCCGGCAAAAGAGUAUCAUGAGAAUUUGGGCGCCGAUCAAUGGUGGCGAUAUCUUCCAAAAAGAAGAGCUCAAAGGGACGAUAGGUCUACCCUAUUUGAGAGCAAAAGUGUUCAUACUCUCAAUGCUUGUCUACCCGUGUUGCCUGUUGUCGCUCAACCCAAUAGUCGGUGUAACAACGAUCGCCUGGCUGAGGGUCGUAGUGAGACGAUGUGUGUCGCCAAGGGAAAAGAGAAUGACAGAGAUACGGAGAUGGCAGCGUCCACAGUGCCAUCCAAGACUACGGCUUCCAUUCCCUGUGCUUGGAUAUCGAAAUAUCCGGAUGCUAUGCCUGGUGUAGAUGCCAUGCAUCACUAUAAAGUGCCACACAUCCCCUCGCAUUCGAGGCCUAUCGUGUCCGAUGUCGAGUAUCUACUUGAAUACAAACGAGGAGAACAAGGAGGACUUGAAACGGAACCCCAGCGAAGGGAUGCGGAAAUCUACCCUGUGGUUCAUCAGCCAACUAAACCACAAAGAAUCGUAACUCAUGGACUCAGACCUACAACAGCAGAAAACAAGAAGAGUGUGACUGCGUCUCAGACUUACCGUCCAAAAUCGCGCCCCGCAAAUCGGGUGGCGCGUCCGAUUCGAGAUGGAGUACCAGGAGUCAUACUAAGGAAGGUAUUCCAAUGUCCGAUUGGUCGCUCCGGCAGGCACGUACACCGUCGUUGCAAGGAUGAUUGGGAUCGACAGCAGCUUCUCAACCAUCUGGAGGCCGUACAUGCUGCUUAUGUUCGUUUCAGACACCAGGGUACAUCAAAGAAGGACCUGUGCAUCCUGCGAAUGCGGAUUCUCAAGACGCACCCAGACGACGAUGUUGCUUUCUUGAAGCUCUUAGAAGACACAGUCAUAAGUCCAGCGCCCCUAGUGUAG